Messenger RNA from Podospora pseudocomata, 1787 nucleotides. RefSeq lists its product as uncharacterized. Bases 517 to 1299 code for a protein of 260 amino acids. The transcript has 5 exons. Lineage: Eukaryota; Fungi; Ascomycota; Sordariomycetes; Sordariales; Podosporaceae. The record is from RefSeq and is a predicted model, not a curated record.
AUUUAUAUACGACACUAAAUGUUCGAGUGUUGAAGAGCAAAAUGACCGAGUACGAGUCUGAAGACUUGUCUGAUCCGGGUUUGGCACACUUUUCAUGAACCGCGACCUCCAUCGAUUCUAUUAAGUUGCCGAUAACCACGCCCGAUGCCAGUCAGAGCCUGGGGUGUGUGGCAUUGAACCCGGCACACGGGUACAGAUGGAGCAGAGUCCUCCGCGGGUUCCCGGACAUUCCUCCUGGCAUCUUUUUUCCACCAAGGUGAUCUUCCGUUGUUGUGGGUCGGAACCCAGGUGCAGCUGUCGAGGUUGCAUCCGUCUGGAAUAUUGCCGGCACAUUACCCUCACGACCUCUGGGCGAAACCUUGGAGCAGCUGAAGCGAAGUGGAGGAGGGCAUGUGACGCUUUUGAGCUCAUAAACACAAUAAAUAUAUAACGGAAAAUUGAUUGCCAGUUUAGACAGAUACGCUUUCUUCUGUUAGAGCCAGGCCCACUCCAAACACCAUUGGACCAUCAGCUAACAUGAAAUCGGUUCUUGUGGCUCUCGCCACGGCUACUGCUGUCUCUGCCCACGGCUGGGUUGACAAUAUCACCAUUAGCGGGCAGUUCUACCAGCUCUACCAGCCUUAUCAAGACCCAUACAUGGGAGAGUGGGCACCCAAGCGCAUCAGCCGCAAGAUCAUCACCAACGGACCCGUGGAGGAUGUCACCUCUAUUGACCUGCAAUGCGGAGGCUCCACCAUUGAAGGCCAAAUCGGAUCGGAACCUGCUCCUCUCCAUGCCAAAGCAGUGGCCGGCUCUGAGGUCUCGCUGCGUUGGACUCACUGGCCUGAUUCUCACAUGGGUCCGGUCUUAACUUACAUGGCCCGAUGCCCAGAUUCGGGAUGUGACAAGUUUCUUCCAGGUGACGAGCCGAUCUGGUUCAAGAUUCACCAUGAGGGCAGACAUACCUUUGACAAGACCUGGCCGGAUGAUAUUUGGGCCACGACCCCUUUCAUGAAGUUUGACAACGAACCUUAUCGAUACACAAUUCCAGAGUGUCUGAAGCCGGGAUUUUAUCUCGUUCGCCACGAGAUUAUCGCCCUUCACUCCGCGUGGGCGGCGAAGGGAGCACAAUUCUACCCGUCUUGCCACCAAUUGGAGGUAUCCGGUUCGGGAUCGGUAGUCCCUUCCGCAUCAAAUGCCGAGCUAGUAGGAUUCCCUGGUGCCUAUGACGCGGAGGACCCUUCCAUUCUGUUCCAAGUUUGGGCUCCUGGACCAUACAACAUUCCCGGCCCCGCCGUCUUCGGGUGUCCUGCGCAGUAAAUAUGGAAGGAUUGGAAGAAACAAGGAGCUGAUGCUACAUAUUGGUCUCAGGCAGGUUUACGCCUCUUAGGGUCGGGUUUGUAAGUAAAGUCCCAUGAUAGCUGGGCUAGAUAUUGCGCAUCAUGCGGCAUUUUCCGUCUUGCUCAAAGCCGAUCCAGGUACCUCACUAUCUUAUCUCGGCAGGAAUUUAUCGUGAUGAUUAAUUACAUGCCUUCCUCUUUCCACCUUAUAGAGAUCCGGAUGUAUAGCACCACUUUUCUUGAUCAAAAACUUAACAGUGGCGUGUGGUUGCCAUGGUGCUUCAAUGAUUGAAGAAACAAGUCACCCUUGGGCUGGGUCAUGUAACAGGUUUUGCUCGAGAAUAUGAAGCCCCUGGAUGGGAAUGAUCAACUCAAAAGCUGACCGCUUUGUCCGAAAAAAAGAAAAAGAAAAAAGAAAAUAACCUCUGAGGGCUCAGGGGUGGUGUCCAUUUGCCACUUCAAAAAGCC